GAGAGACUCAAUAGAAAUAUGCAAUAACUAGACACCUGCAAAAUGAAGAAAGUAUUCACCGCAGAACAAAUUUCGGAUUGGUUCACCUCAGGAGCGACGUUUGCUAACAUUAAACUCACGGAGGAAGUGGUUGAAAGAAAGUUGGAUGAAGCGUCGUCGAAAGAGACCAGUCCAUCAAACGUUCCUGAUGAAGGCAGCCUGCAAAAUGGAAACUCUAAUGGAGGCCGGCUCCAGAGACCAGAAUAUGCACGGGGUACGGCUACUCCUCCACUUGCCAGCUACGAGUACCCAAGCUUGCCCAUAACCAAAAACAGACAGAAGCUGGUUUCCCUCAUAGAAAACAACUCUGUGGUGAUCAUACGAGGAGCCACAGGCAGUGGCAAGACCACCCAGGUGCCACAGUUCAUUCUGGACCACUACAAUAACAGAAAUUCUGCCUGCAACAUUGUGGUCACCCAACCACGCAAGAUUGGUGCCACCAGUAUUGCCCGAUGGGUAGCCAAACAGCGGAAGUGUUCCCUGGGUAGUCUGGUUGGAUAUCAGGUUGGACUGGAAAAGAUGGCUACUGAGCACACCCGGCUCAUCUACAUGACUACAGGAGUGCUGCUGCAAAAGCUGGUUGUAGCCAAACGCCUCACAGAGUUCUCCCACAUCUUUGUCGACGAGACCCUCACAGCUGACACCGACAACAACACGAAUGGCCGCUGA
Molecule: messenger RNA, 708 nt
Organism: Notothenia coriiceps (black rockcod)
Lineage: Eukaryota; Metazoa; Chordata; Actinopteri; Perciformes; Nototheniidae
Product: putative ATP-dependent RNA helicase TDRD9
Exons: 6
Coding region: 43-708 (221 amino acids)
Cellular component (GO): intracellular anatomical structure
Molecular function (GO): helicase activity; ATP binding; RNA binding
Source: RefSeq, a predicted model, not a curated record